Messenger RNA from Fusarium tjaetaba, 2556 nucleotides. RefSeq names its product interferon-regulated resistance GTP-binding protein. NCBI's taxonomy places the organism in Eukaryota, Fungi, Ascomycota, Sordariomycetes, Hypocreales, Nectriaceae. Gene Ontology annotation, molecular function: GTPase activity; microtubule binding; GTP binding. The transcript has a single exon. Gene Ontology annotation, cellular component: cytoplasm; membrane; microtubule. The record is from RefSeq and is a predicted model, not a curated record. Bases 1 to 2556 code for a protein of 851 amino acids.
AUGCGCCCUUCGCUUGAAUCGUCGCUCGGCGAUCAGGGCCUUGCUACUGAGCAACGAAGCCUGCUAGACCUUAUCGACAAGCUCCAGUUCGCACAGCUCGAUGAUGUCAAACUACCCCAAAUCGUCGUCGUCGGCGACCAGUCCGCUGGUAAGAGCUCGGUUCUCGAGGCUCUCACCGGCACACCGUUUCCUCGCGAUGCCGGCGCCUGCACACGCUUUGCGACAGAGAUUCGCAUGCGACGAGCGAAGGAGACGAAAUUAAAGGUUUCCAUCAUUCCCGACAAGACACGACCCUACAAUGACCAAGCUCGCCUGCUGCAAUGGGGCGGUGAUGUCACCGGUGACACACCCUUUGAUGCGAUGAUGCGUGAUGCUACAGAGUUGAUCGCUCCCAAGAGCAUUCCUGGUCGCUUCGCCGCUCGCGAUAUCCUCGUCGUCGAGAAGGAGGGCCCCGACAUGCCACUUUUGACUCUGGUCGAUCUCCCUGGUCUUGUCCGUGUCGCCAACCGCGAUCAAUCCGAGUCUGACAUCCAAACCAUCGAAGCCCUCUCCGAUCGAUACAUGAAGAGCUCUCGAACUAUUAUUCUUGCUGUUAUUGGCGGAAACAACGAUUAUGUUCAGGCUCCUAUCCUCAAGAAGGCCCGCUACUUUGAUCCCAAGGGAUCACGCACAAUCGGUGUCCUCACCAAGCCCGAUAUGACCGAACGUAUUGGUCUUGAGGAAAAGUUCAUCGAGCUUGUUACCAACAAGGACCAAGAGAACAACUUCAAGCUCGGCUGGUAUGUCCUGCUCAACCCUGGCCCAGGCGAGCAAUGGCAGACUCCCGAGGACCGCGCCAACAGAGAAGCCGAGUUCUUCUCUCGCGGAAAAUGGGCAACUCUCCCACCAGAGAUGUGGGGUAUUGGUGCUCUCCGCGCCAAGCUGAGCACUCAGCUUCAGCGCCAUAUCGGCAAGCAUGUCAAGACUCUUCGCCGCCAGAUCCAGCAAGCUUUGGAAGGCUGCGAGAGCCAGCUCAAGGCCAUGGGUGUUGGCAAAGAUACCCCAGAGGACAUGCGUUUCCAGAUGGGUGAGCUCUUCACAGCAUCCAACAACCUCGUCACCCCUGCGGUGAACGGUAACUACAAGAACCCUUUCGGUGAGCGAUUCUUUGCUAGACAGUCAAGCCCCAAGGGUACCCCAUCACAAAAGCUCCGAGCUCGCAUUCGUGACGAGAGUGAGCGCUUCGCUCGACGGUUCCGACAGCACGGUCGUAAGGUUACGUUCCAGAAGAGCCAGCCUCCCGCCGCAAAUGGUGUCAAUGGUACAAAUGGCGCUGCCGAAGGCAAUGGUCUUCCAACUCCGGGCACCGUUGGAGACCGCUCAAAGAAGGACUUUGCCGAGUUUGAAGUUGAGCCUCUCCUUCGCCAAAUCCGGGGUAAUGAACUUCCCCUCGACUCAAACCCUCGAGCCCCCUAUAUCCUCUUCCAGGACUACUCCAGAAACUGGCCUGUUCUUGCACAAGAAUACAAGGACAACGUCGGUGUUAUCUGCAACGAGUUUCUUGCGGAUGUUAUUGACCACGUCUGGCCCAUGCGCAUGCGCGAUCCUCUUCGCAUGCACUUCCUCGAGCUCAGAAUGAAGGAUCUUGUCGAAAGCGCCGACACUGAGCUUGGACGUCUCACCGACGAUAUGGAACUCGAGAUCCAGCCCUUUGACCCCGAGUACGAGGAGCGUCUUCGAAAGUGGCGUGCGGAAGCUACUGAGAACGGCGGAACCUACACAGAGGCCGAAGAGGUGUUGGAGAAGAUGCUUAUUUACUACGACCUUACUGCACGCAUCUUUACACGAAAUGUCAUUACCCAGGUCGUCGAGCGACACCUUCUGCUUGGUAUGCUGCGACUGUUCAAUCCUAUUGAGAUUCUUCGCAUGCCUGAUACCACCAUCGAGGCUAUCGCUGCCGAGAACAAGGAGACUCGUGAGCGCCGCAAGGCUCUCCAACUGCAGAAAAAGGCUAUUGAGGAAGCUAGAAACAUCUGCGCCAGCCUUGCUAUGCGAAGCGAAUUACGAGCCUACGAGGAUGACGACGACGAUGCAGUAACGGAUGACGAAGAGCAGACGCCUAGAGAGGUAAGCCGUCGUCAGGUUGGAGCGCCUCAGAAUGGAGCACCCCAGAACGGUGCACCUCAAGGCGGUCUUCUCCAGGCACAGCCGGCCCCUCAAUCAAGCCGCAACGACUCAACCCGCCGAAAUCGCGAUAUUCGGGACGAGCGCACUGAGCGGGAGGAGCAGCGAGCAAGCCGACCUCCCAUCCCAACUCAGGACUCCUACCAGAACGGCCCUUACCAGGCCAACCGUGACUGGGAGCCAGUUUACCACCCUCAGCAACAGGCAACUGCACCAGGCCAUGCUCCCCCACCGCCACCUCCUCGUCCCUCAAAGGUAGGCCUUGGAGAGACAGAGUCUUACUAUGAUAACGCACGUCGCCAGGACUCCUACACUGAGAGUCCCGGACGAGGCGAUGGCCGUCGAGAGGGCGCGAGACAUAGACUUGUGAACGCUAUGCGAAUGGGAAAUUAA